AUGACAACUUCGCAAACCAGUCCUAGCACUACUCAUGAGGAUUCACCCCAACUUGAUGUUACCACGGCCCAAGAGGUUGAUUCUGCUCCAGAAAACGAGGAUCAAGGAUUACUAGUCAGUCAACCACAACAAGACAACAGUGACACUGAUAAGAGUAGUAUAGUGGCAAAGUUCAUGGGUUGUAUAGAGACCCUUAAGAAGGAGAAUGGGAACCUUAUCUUGACUAUACUCAAGCAUGUGGAAGAAUACCGUAGAGCUGAUUUUGUCACUGCGGACCAUAAUAUUCAAUUUCUGCAAUUGCAUCAGGACGACAACUUGGUGCUGGAUUCGUUGCCCUCUGGAGUUAUCAACGACCUUGGUAAAAGCAUAAGGCUGAUGGUGGCAGCAGGGUUAGAGAAUGCAUGUUUACUCGUGUACAGAACUUGUCGGAGGGAGUUUCUGAAUGAGAUUCUGUCCGCGUUGAAAGAGCUCAACAUGGAGGACAUUAACGAAGUGGCAAAGAUGCGACAUACCAUAAAAGCUCUGUUGGUAGCUAAUAGGAUAGUAUUACCCAAUGAAAGGAGGCUCUAUGAAAGAGUCUUUCAUUCGUUCGUUCAUCGUCAGGCUGUGUCCCGUUCAUCACCCGAAGAAGAUACGGUAACUUCGUCCAAGAUUGAGAUCUUGUUACAUCUUAAUUAUGGUAUUAAGGAGAAAUCCAUUGUUCCCAGCAGCAGGAUUCAUUGGAUUACCUUGUUAGAAUUAAUUUAA
This is a messenger RNA of Sphenostylis stenocarpa, 747 nucleotides long. Lineage: Eukaryota; Viridiplantae; Streptophyta; Magnoliopsida; Fabales; Fabaceae. The record is from the annotation of a GenBank genome assembly.